GAGUUGGUGGUUUCGUGUAAACCGACAGGACACGUGUUUGGCAACAACGGAGAAAUUAAAGAAAAAAAAUUGUUAAAAAAAUUUGACGGCAAAGUGCGGUAAAGUGUGUUAACAUUAUAAUAACACCGUUUUGGCCGACGUUCAAAAACCGGUGCGGAAGCCGAUGUUCAUAUGAUGACGUGAUGGCGACCGACACCAUGGUGGCUUAGGAAGUACCGGACUUGCCGGCAGUUAUGGACGGGCUGAACUUCACCGAAGCGUCUUCGGCAUGGAACAUUACAGCGCAGACAACGGACGAUCAGUGUCGAGCAACCGAGACGGGCCCGCUGGGUUCUACGGUGUUCAGGACCAUCGUUUACCUAAUGUACUCGGUGGUGUUCGUCGUGGCGCUAGCCGGCAACGGACUGGUAUGCUACGUGGUCAUGUUCUCGUCACAAAUGCAUUCGGUUACCAAUUUGUUCAUCAUGAACAUGGCGGUCGGUGACCUGCUGAUGACGCUGUUUUGCGUACCGUUUUCGUUUGUCGCCACGCUCAUGCUACAGUACUGGCCGUUCGGCAACGACAUGUGCCACACAGUCAGCUUUGCUCAAGCCGUGGCGGUUCUGGUCAGUGCUUACACGUUGGUAGCAAUAAGCGUGGACCGGUACAUAGCAAUCAUGUGGCCGCUGAAGCCACGUGCCAGUAGACACCACGCCAAGUUCAUCAUAACUUUAGUGUGGACGAUAGCAGUGAUAACUGCUUUGCCUAUUUUGUUCGUCACCACGUUAGAACAACCAUCCGAAUGGCAUCAGGAAUGUGGCGUGUACAUAUGCAAUGAAAUGUGGACGAACCAGAACUUUAAACAUUUUUACAAUUUGGCACUUAUGGUGCUCCAAUAUUGUAUACCGUUCGCGGUGCUACUGUUCACGUACAUCAGCAUCGGGGUGGUCGUAUGGGGCAAAAGAACACCAGGCGAAGCGCAAAACUCCAGAGACGCCAGAAUGGCCAAGUCCAAAAGAAAGAUGAUCAAAAUGAUGGUAACCGUAGUUUUAGCGUUUACGUUUUGCUGGCUACCUUACAAUAUUUUAAUGAUACUGUGGGAUCACGAGCCGUCGUUGAGCACCUGGAGCAAUCUGCCGUACGUGUGGUUCUCGUUCCACUGGUUGGCCAUGUCGCACACGUGCUACAACCCGCUGAUUUACUGCUGGAUGAACAUGCGGUACCGGACGGGGUUCGCGGCCGUGCUGCGCAACGUUCCCGGGUGCGGCAACUGCCUGGACGGGUACCUGAGCGCUCAACAGCAACAGUUCCACUACAGCCAACAUGACGCCAGCCAGAUGGAAGGUCUCCACCGGAUCAACACGUCGUCGUCGUUCGUGUCGGUCAGGCGGCUCAAGUCAUUCAACGGUCGACCAUGCAGCAGGCACUAUCGCGCCAACUGGCUCGAGGACAACCUCUAGGCGAAUGCGUCAACCCUACUGCACAAUGGGGCAAAAACCUCAUUGAAAGUGGCCAAAAGUAUAAUUUUUCAAAAUAUCUUAAUGACCGUAAUUUCGAAUUUCCCUUAUACUGGUAACACCGUCGUCCGACCACAAGUUUCGAACCCCCGCAAAUCAUUUUUAGUUCUAAAAGUUAAUAAAAUUCCAAUUAAAUUUUAAAAGUUGACAAACCUCUAGGUAUUACUAAAAAGCUAAAUAUUAAUUAAUUGUAUAAUAUUGUAAAAUAACAUGGGCAAAUAUGUAUUUAACUAGAAAAACUACAAAAUUGCAAUUAUUUUAAAAGACAAUGCAUGUCUUAUCCUUAAUAAAUCACCCUGUAUUUUAGUUAAGCCUAAGCCGGAGCAUUUAUUUAAAAACAAUUGAAAUAAUUGAAAUUUUGUAGUUUUCUUUUAUUGACACAUUUUUCAACCCUUCUAAUUUUGUUAACGUAUUUAUUUUUAUGAAUGUGUUGAAACUUUCGCGGAUUGAAAUAUCACAUGAAUGUGGAUAUAUCCGCGUCAAUGGUUGUUAACCGACAGUAUAGUCACGCCAGCGGAACAGUCGUGACAUUACCCUGAAGAUGGACUCUGCAAAGAGUCAGAAACGUCGGGUAACAACCAUUGACGUGGAUAUAUCCGAAAAUCAUUUAUGUGGUAUUUAUUUUUUUAACAGUACUGUUCUCUAGAUAAAGGAGGCAACCAAAAAUUAUAUUUUUUUUAACAAAUUCUCACAAUAAAUUAUAUGAUUAAAAAAAUGUUGAGCGAUUAUACAUUUGACCACUUUUAAUAUGGGUUCUGUUCACUAUUUAACAUCCCCACUAGGGGCUACGUACGAUUGUUGAAAAAAACUUUUGUAAAAAACAACAACAAAGCAUCUGGUGGAUGUAAUAUGAUUAUUAUUGUUUAACGCAAAUAUUAAUAUCGUAUAACAUAAAAUGAUAAGGCAUCUUGUACAGAUGUCUUAAGUAUGUUUUUGAAUAUUUGUAAACUGCCUUAUAUGUUGUUACACGUGUUAUUAAUUUAACCAAUGUAUUCUAUGGCCUCUGAUUUGGAAACUACAUAUAAAUUUCUGGCUUCCAAAAUAGUUGUACAUAAUUUGUAAGAAACUGUUACAGUCUAUUAAAAUAUGUGUAGCUCGACGUUUGUCAUAAAAGUAUAUUAUUAUAAGUCGUAUUAGGCAAAACAAAUAACCCACGAAAAAUGUUUACAAUUACUGGAAAAUGCUUUUUAAUGUGAUAUUAUCCGUUUUUUAAAUACAUUUGUAUUUAAUUAACGAACAUUUCUAUUGAUUCAAUUCUAUCAACAUACAAAUUAUAAUACCAUACAUAUAUAUAUAUAUAUAUAUAUAUAUAUUCCUUGUCCACAGAUACAUUAGCAUAAUCAACAACAGCUAUACGUGCAUAGAAUUUUAUAAAUUUAAAAUUAUAGAUAAAUGCUUGUAUACACUUUAUUCGUGGGUAUUUGUUAUUGCCCAACACUGUUCAUGACACCUGUGCACUAUGCGAACGAAAUGUACAUAUUUAUGUGGGUCGUACGGCGUAACAGU
Molecule: messenger RNA, 3002 nt
Organism: Adelges cooleyi (spruce gall adelgid)
Lineage: Eukaryota; Metazoa; Arthropoda; Insecta; Hemiptera; Adelgidae
Product: RYamide receptor-like
Exons: 6
Coding region: 234-1439 (401 amino acids)
Biological process (GO): neuropeptide signaling pathway
Cellular component (GO): membrane
Molecular function (GO): neuropeptide Y receptor activity
Source: RefSeq, a predicted model, not a curated record